Molecule: messenger RNA, 1101 nt
Organism: Lasiodiplodia theobromae
Lineage: Eukaryota; Fungi; Ascomycota; Dothideomycetes; Botryosphaeriales; Botryosphaeriaceae
Product: alcohol dehydrogenase
Exons: 5
Coding region: 1-1101 (366 amino acids)
Molecular function (GO): oxidoreductase activity
Source: RefSeq, a predicted model, not a curated record
AUGGCACAAGUACUAGCCCACACCCUCUUCGGGAUCCCCGCGACGCAGAAAGCGGCCAUUAAGAGCGGCCUGACGGCGCCGAUCAAGGAGAUCGCGGUGCCUGAGCUGCAGGCGGGCCAGAUCCUCGUCAAGAUCAGCUGGACGGGGCUCUGCCACUCGGACAUCGGCUUCCUGCGCGACUACUGGCCGGCGUUCGGCAGCGACGUGCUGGUGGCGGAGAAGGCCAACGGCGUGUGCGGGCACGAGGGCGCGGGCGCCGUCGUGGCCGUCGCGCCCGACGUCGCGGACCUGUGGCGCGUCGGCGAGCGCGCGGGCAUCAAGUGGUGCGCCAGCGUGUGCCGCCGCUGCGAGUUCUGCUCCAACGGCGCCGACGAGCUGCACUGCCCGGCCCAGCUCAACUCGGGCCUGACGACGCCGGGAACCUUCCAGCAGUACGUCGCUACCGACGCGCGCUACGCGACGCGCCUGCCCGACGCCGUUGCGGAUGAGGAAGCUGGCCCCCUCAUGUGUGGAGGUGUCACGGCCUAUGUGGCCUGUAAGCGAAGCGGGGUCCGGCCAGGGCAGUGGAUUGUGCAUCUCGGAGCUGGUGGUGGAUUGGGCCAUCUCGGCGUGCAGUACGCUAGGGUCAUGGGUAUGCGGAGCAUAGCCGUUGAUGUGGGUCCGGAGAAGGAGGAGCUCUGCAAGAAGUUGGGCGCCGAGGUCUACAUCGACGCGUUGAAGUGCGAGGAUUUGACGGCGGAAGUCACGAAGAUUACGACCUACGGAGCUCAUGGCGCCAUUGUGUUCGCCCCCAACAAGCAGAGCUAUGACGUUGCUCCUUAUCUGCUGCGCCCUGGUGGAACCAUGGUGGCUGUAGGCUUUCCUAAAGACUCGACGGUCAUGGCUGGCGCGCCGCCUACUGUUGUUGCGAUGAGAAAGCUCAACAUCGUGGGAAGUGUGACUGGCACGCUGAAGGAAGUCGAAGAGAUGCUUGACUUCACAGCGAGAGGACUCGUACAUCCGAUCCUGACGAAGGGUAAGCUAAGUGAGCUUGACAAGUACGUCAACCUUGUUGUUGAAGGGAAGCUGCAAGGCAGGGCGGUUCUCAAAGUAGAUGAAUAG